CCUGUCUGAAAAUUAUUUCAACAAAUGAGACGUCUCUGGAGAAUGAGAGACACACUUAAGGAAAAGCCUGAUGUGGCUACAGCCUUCAGGAGAUUUUGUUCUACCUCUGCAGGUACAGUACCAUGGACUCUUCCAAAUGAUCCCUAUCCUGGGGAUUGGUGGAACAUUCCAAAUUGGUCUUCAAAUUUCUACAAUCACCUACAUGUCUAAGCAUGUUAAGGCUUUCAUUAAUGAAACUUGGUUGGAGCGAUACGGUUACCCCAUCCACCAGGACAACCUCUUGUUUCUGUGGUCUUUAAUCGUGUCCAUCACUGGUAUAGGAGGUCUCCUGGGUUCUUCAGGAAGCAGAUACUUGACUGUCAAGUUUGGCAAAAGGAAAUGUCUCCUGUGCAACAAUCUGCUGAUGAUAACAGCAGCACUUAUCAUGGGCUGCAGUAAAAUAGCCCGAUCCUUUGAGAUGAUUCUAAUUGGACGCUUCGUGUAUGGCAUAAGUACAGGUCUAUGUGUUCCUCUGCAUCAUCAAUAUCUUGGGGAAAUUUCCCCUAAGAAGCUACGUGGAUUUGCAAACUCUACUGCCUCUUUCUUUUGGUCACUGGGAAAAGCCGUAGGGCAAAUUGUAGGACAAAGGGAGCUGCUGGGCAGCCAGUCUCUGUGGCCCAUCCUGAUGGCCUUCUGUGCAGUUCCAGCACUGCUCCAACUGGUCACUCUGCCCUUCUUCCCCGAGACCCCACCAUACCUCCUCGUGCAAAAAGGAGAUCAGGAAGGCUGCAAGAAAGCCAUAAGGCAGCUUUGGGGUGAAGGAUGUCACCAAGCAGAGAUUGAAGACAUCAUGAAAGAGAAGGCAACAAUGAAAAACACCAAGAUCUUGAGUGUCCUGGAGCUAAUAAAGGAACCAUCUCUCCGCUGGCAGCUCUACAUGUUAACUACUGUGACUGCCACAGUUCAGCUAUGUGGCAUCAGUGCAAUCUAUUUCUAUACUAUCGAAGUCCUCCAGGCAGCUGGAUUUGAUGAAAGAAUGAUCUCUUAUAUGUCCCUCUCUGUUGGACUCUCUGAACUCCUAGCUACUGUAGUUUGUAGCUCCCUCAUUGAGCGACUGGGCAGGAAAACGCUCCUAUCAGGAGGUUACCGGAUCAUGGCUUUACUGAUGGCUGGUAUCACAGUGACUCUCUCCCUACAGGACUGGUAUUUCUGGAUGCCAUACUGCAGCCUCUGCCUGAUUAUCUUGUUUGUAGUCGUCUUUGGCAUUGGCCCGGCUGGUGCCACGGUGUCCAUUAGGACUGAAAUUUUUAAGCUGUCAUGCAGACCAGCUGCCUUUGUGAUCGGUGCAGCCAUCAACUGGCUGGGGGUCUUUGUGAUCGGCACAACCUUCCCGUUCAUUGUGGAGAGCCUGGGGCAGUUCUGCUUCCUCAUCUUUAUGGGGAUACUUCUCACUUCAGGGAUAAUAAUCCACCUGUUCCUCCCAGAAACAAAAGGAAAGUCAAUCAUGGAAAUCACAGAAGAUUUCAACAGGUUAAACUUUAAGAAGUGUGUUCCAGCAGCUCCAAAUCAUGUCAUGGAGGAUCACACCUUCUGCACCAGGCUUUGAUUGGCCAUUAGGGGGAGUCCAACUUUCUUAAA
Molecule: messenger RNA, 1617 nt
Organism: Tinamus guttatus (white-throated tinamou)
Lineage: Eukaryota; Metazoa; Chordata; Aves; Tinamiformes; Tinamidae
Product: solute carrier family 2, facilitated glucose transporter member 11
Biological process (GO): dehydroascorbic acid transport
Cellular component (GO): plasma membrane
Molecular function (GO): D-glucose transmembrane transporter activity
Source: RefSeq, a predicted model, not a curated record